This is a messenger RNA of Nelumbo nucifera (sacred lotus), 829 nucleotides long. RefSeq lists its product as uncharacterized. Lineage: Eukaryota; Viridiplantae; Streptophyta; Magnoliopsida; Proteales; Nelumbonaceae. The record is from RefSeq and is a predicted model, not a curated record.
UCACUCUGUCUACCUCGCACUCUCGCACUCUCGCUUGCUCGCAGCACAAAGAGGCGAGAAGAGACCGAUCGAGAGUUUUUGUUAGAGAAGAGAUGUCUUUAGUAACAAAAGAUGUGAUAGCCAAUGCUGAGGUCUAUUACGGCGAUGAAAUCUGUCGAGAAAAGUUCAAAUGGUUGCUCAAGGAGAUAGGACUGCCAAACAGUAUCGUCCCUGUAAGAGACGUAGAAGAAUGCGGGUACGUGAGGGAAACUGGUUUUGUUUGGCUCAAACAGAAACAGAAGAUUGAAUACAAGUAUGAGAAGGUUGGUAGACUUGUUUCCUAUGCAACGGAGGUCACAGCCUACGUUGAGCCAUAUAGGAUUAAGAAGCUGACUGGUGUGAAGACUAAAGAGCUUCUGGUCUGGUUCACUCUGACCGACAUUUGCCUCAACCCCAACACCGGCAAAAUCAACUUCAAGACUUCAACAGGUCUGUCGAAAUCCUUUCCGGCUUCAGCAUUCGAGAUGGACGAAGUCCCAGAACCAGAAGCUAAAGAAACCAAGGAAGUAAUGGAAGUCAAGGAAGGAAAACUUAUACUAGUUUAAUACUAGAUUGAAGACUCGAGACUCUGAAUAUAGAUAGCUUCUUGAGCUUCGUCAUGGUUAUCAGCAUCUUUCAUUUUUCUUUUCUCUCUCAACUCCACACCUUCUACUACGUACUGUGUUUCCGUUGUAACGUGCUAUGCUAAAAUAAAUGAAUAAAUGAACAAAUCAAUAAAUAAUUAAAUAGAGUAUUUUCGUUACGUGGGACCAAAAGCUAAGCAAUGGAACUUUGGCCUUCGGGUUGGACU